Molecule: messenger RNA, 3982 nt
Organism: Acanthaster planci (crown-of-thorns starfish)
Lineage: Eukaryota; Metazoa; Echinodermata; Asteroidea; Valvatida; Acanthasteridae
Product: maltase 2-like
Biological process (GO): carbohydrate metabolic process
Source: RefSeq, a predicted model, not a curated record
GCCUUUUGAUAUUCAGUCAGAAACUCCUAUCCUUUGUCGCGUGAUCUUUGUUAAACUGAGUUCUUUUGUCAUGAGUUCAUUUGUCUGCGGCUGGGGAGCACACAGCUCGUCACACCGCAGAUGCGCAGGUGGAAUGUAAAUAUCCACAGCAGUAGCAACUAUGGAAGGAACAACCAACCCUUCGUACUAUUCGGAGGGAGACCAGUGCGGAACACCGUCAUCCACCGCCAGCCCGAAACCUCGCCAGCGGAUCCCUCGGAUCUUGAGCAGCCCUACGGGUGACGCUGGAGACGGUACCAUCUACCGGUCGUCAUGGGUAGGGAUGGACGAGAACGCCGUGCAAGUGCGGUCCAACCACAUCUUCUGGCGGGUUUUCCGUCUGACCUCCUUGGGAGUGAUCACGGUGAGCUGGUUGGCGGUGCUCUUAGCGGCUGUCGCGAUGAUUGCUUGGGGAGAUGCCGGCCAGGGUAGCCGGUGCAUGGCCAAAGAACAUUGGUUUGAUGUUGCGGUUGGUUAUCAGAUCGUCCCUGCUUCGUUUCAGGACAGCGACGGAGAUGGUUAUGGCGAUUUGAAAGGAAUUAUUUCUCGGUUGGACUAUCUGGAUUAUUUGGGUGUAGAUGCCAUCUGGUUAGGUCCGGUGUUUCAGUCAGCUCAUAAGGAUCUAUGGUUGGACGUCACCGACCUCACUGCAGUCGAUGGAGUCUUCGGCACAAUGCAAGAUUUCGAAGAAUUUGUGACAGCCGUGCAUAACCGAAGCAUGAAGCUGAUUUUAGAGUUUAUCCCUAAUCAUACCAGUGAUCAGCACCCUUGGUUCCAGGACAGUCGACAGGGUCAAAACAAUGAUUAUAGCGAGUACUACAUUUGGGCCGACGGCACCAACGGUCGGCCUCCACAGUACACGAUGGGCAGUGAUUGGGAAACUCCGUGGUCCUGGGAGUACGACCCGACCCGACGCCAGUGGUACCUCUCCUCCACGACGGAGGAGCCUGAUCUGAAUUACAGAAAUCCUGCAGUGGUCAGCGCCAUUAAGGACGCCUUGAAGUUUUGGCUGGAGAAGGGUGUGGACGGGUUCUUCAUGCGCCAUGCAGAUCGCCUGAUUGAACCUUGGAUGCUGGCCGAUACCCCGGGAAAUACUGUGCAGCUCGGAGAUGGUGCUACGCGUAAUGACAAUGGCACAUCGCAAGCAAGAGAGGAGAUCCUGAAUGUGAUCAUUGGCUGGCGCCAACUUCUCGAUGAGUAUGAAUCGUCGAAUUCGAAACUUCUCGUUGUCGACACCGGCACUGAUCCUGCCCUAGCGGCCAUGGUCUCUUUUAACAUAUCCCAGGAGCUGGGCAAGGCUAACCUGCCAUUCAACUUCAUGUUCCUGGACAUGACCUCGCCCCUGAAUGGACAUCAGUUACGUACGGUAAUCGAAAGUUGGAUCGAUUCUGGACCCAUGCACAGUUCAAGACACUGGGCGGUGGGCUCGGCAGACGUGAGCCGGGCCGCGUCCCGCUACGGCGAACGCAUCUCCCGUGUCAUGCUGUUCCUAAUGCUGAUGCUGCCCGGCUCUCCGCUGUUGUAUUACGGCGACGAGAUUGGGAUGACAGACGGGCAGAAAGUGAACGACUCCAUCGCGAAUGAUAAUGCUGCUGAAGCGAUGAGAUCAGACAGGGAGCUAACUCGUUCUCCUAUGCAGUGGUCCCCUGACAUCUAUGCUGGUUUCACCAAUGCAUCGUUGUCCGAACCCUGGGUCCCUGUUGGCGUAAACGCCACUAAAACCAACGUCGAGCUACAAAAACUACACAAAAAUUCUACCCUUGCCUUCAUCGAGCGAACCAUCCAGUACCGAAGAGACAACACCGAUCUAUUCGGAAUCGGUUACCAGGAGUCGUUUCGCCUCCAGGCAACCUUCAAGGAAGUCUUAGCCUUCACAAGGGAGUCACCAUCGGGCGGCCAAGCCACAGCUAAGGCGGUGUUCGCUGCCGUCAAUGUGGCAGAAUACGAGGUUUCCGAGAAUUUCGAAUCUCGCGAGGAACAAAUUCCAGGCGCUGGUAAUGUCGUGGUGGCAACCAACAUGAGUCGUGUAGGAGAAUCGAUUAGUUUUUCAAAGCUUUUAUUACGAUCUGAGGAAGCCAUUUUAAUUCAAUAUGAGCCCUUGCCUAAGCCUGACGGUUUCAGUAAGCCAUAGGGCUAUCCGUGUAAAAGCACGGAGAUUUUGUGCAUGUAUUCCCGAUAGGCAUAAGUUGGUCUCACAACAUUUAUCACAAAAAUUGGACAGGCGUCAAUAUCGACACAAAUCUAUUUUUUGUACUCUAAGGCGCUUUUAGAUCGGCAUUUUCUUUUAAAUUGAAACGUUUCAAGCCUUACCUAACGUUUUUUAUAAUUUCUCUCUGAGUGCAAAAGAGAGAAAACUCAUUCUCAAAAAGAGUAAGUCCCUUACACAAUCACUCCAAUAAAGUGAAAACUGCUUUUUCAAGACUGAAUUUUCCACUUUUUGCCUUUCGGGAGUUGGUGGAUCCGACCGAUAAUUUCCUCAGGGAAGGUUGAGAACAGACCUUCCGCACUGCAGUCAUUUUGAGAGAUCACUGUAGUAUUACAAAUAAACUUAUUAAGUGGGUUGAUCAUUAAAAAAAAAAAAGGAUUUGAGAUGGUUCGAGAAUAAUGGUAAACAUUUCUCUGUUCUCUCAUUUCACAUCAGUAAGGUGAUUCUUGAGUCACGCACGACUUACCAGAACAAUCUUAUUAUUGACGCCAUUUUGGAUUAUCCCCUGAGACGUAUUCAGUGAUGUAGAUUAUGAUCUUCCUUACGCCCAAACUUUGCAAGACGAAAGCACUGUCCGUUGUCUUGUUUUAUUUCUGGUCGAUUCUCAGGGGGGUCUCCCAGUCAGUCGCUAAUUAAAUUCUUUUGUGACCUGAGACUCCCUCCACCCUCCUAAAAUAAUUAUGUAAUUCGCUUUUUUUUAACCAGUUCAGGGUUUUUUCAGUUCAGAGCUUUAAAGUAAAACAUUUCUGAUGAGAAGAAAACUUCACUAAAACUGCAUUGACUUAUGAGUUCUAUCCUGCAGCAAAUUACCUUACUUGACUUGUUUCCACUGGUAAGGCUCUUUAGAAGUUAAAAGAAUUUAACUGGACUAGGAGUCUAGGAUCCCUUAUGAAAUCCGAGGUAGGAGUUAAAAAUCAGUGGAAAUAGGCCUAAGUGUACUUUUAAGGUAAUUAGGAGUCGCAUGCUGCUAUGGCAGGCCAAUGACAUCAAGGCAUUCCCGCAGUGGUGUAUUUGGGGUGGUGCAUUAUUUUUUUGUUACCUUUUAAAAAUGAGAUUACUUCAUACGGGAGUAGGAAAGAAGCUAAUCGGUGUAUUUAUUUAUCAAAUAAAUAUUUUUCUCCCCAUUACUAUGUUGAAUGAGCCCAAAAGUGAAUUUGCUUUUGAAUUUCCCCACCCCACACCGAAAGAUGGAUACGCCAUUGCAUUCCUGAAUUAUAUGCAAGUUUCAGUGGCUUCCUUAAUUCGCCAAUCUACGUGUGCAUUAUUUUAAGUCCCAAGUAUAGAGAUAUAACGCGUGGAACGUGUAAAGAUGAAACUCGAAUUGAGAAGUGGCGAAUGUGAGCCACCGUAUUUGGCGGUCGCAUGAAGCAAUCAUUUCUCACCGUGCUGUGGGAAUUCCACUUUUAUCAAUAGCGCUCAUGUAAGAAACGUCUAGAAAGACCCAGAACAUCAAACACGUCCCAUGAAAGCUGGGCAAAUUAAUCUCAUUGGCUGCUCAGCCAAGCGAAAUGGCAAUGUCAAUAUCUGUAUAUACCAACCGGGGGAGAUUUCCUGACGUCAUACAAAAUGGAAACCGCGUUUUGUCCUGUGAUUGGACCAUGACUUUCACGGCCUGUUAAUACACGUCACGUAAGCUUGUAAACGUCUACCUUUCAGUCACCCCUCGAGGCCUCAGACGUCUUUCAAACAUCGGACGUCCAGUGACGUGAGUGUGGAGCUCCGCGAUAUCUCUUGCAU